Impatiens glandulifera is the source of this 874-nucleotide messenger RNA. RefSeq lists its product as uncharacterized. Lineage: Eukaryota; Viridiplantae; Streptophyta; Magnoliopsida; Ericales; Balsaminaceae. The transcript has 4 exons. Bases 33 to 680 code for a protein of 215 amino acids. The record is from RefSeq and is a predicted model, not a curated record.
ACCAUCUCCCAAAUUUCAAUUGUAAAAUACAGAUGGAGAAGAGCUUUGCUGCUGAGAUAUAUUCUGAGUCUCUGAAGCAUUCAGAAGCUGUAGUUAAUCCCUCUUCAAGUGCUUUCCAAAGUCAAACUACUUCAAAUGAUAGAUUGAACGAGUUGACAAAUGAAGACGAUUCACCAUGGGGCGGUUCCUCCGACGAGCUGGAGGGACCAUCUGAUUUAGACCGAGAAUGGAAAUACAGGCAUGACCAAUUUCACAAGAUUGGAUAUCGUGAUGGGCUCAUUGCGGGAAAGGAAACAUCAGCACAAGAAGGGUUUAACAUUGGAUUUAAAGAAUCAGUGCUCGUCGGAUACGAUUGGGGGCUUGUUAGAGGUUUUUCUAGUGCAUUUUCUUUGCUACCGGAGUCGUUAAAGGAGAAGCUUGUUGAAACAGAAGAGGAUAGAGAGAAAUUCCAGUCGCUGGAGAAAUCAGUCCGUUCAAUUGCAACAACAGACGCACUUAAGUUGUUUAACGAUGAAAUAGUGGAAAAUGAUCAACCGGGGGAGGAAAAUCAGAGUGGCCUGAAGAAUAAUCAUCCAGGUUCGAACAACACUUUAAGAGAUUACUAUGUGAAGCUCACCUCACUUCUCAGUAAUAAUAUGCUGAUUAAUGAAGCUGUUACUCAAGUAAAAAUAGAUAGAUAAUGGUGAAUGAAUGGAUAAGUAAAUGCUCAAGAACUUACAAUGGAUUCAUAACAGCUAAGAUGGCUAAGGGUUUAUCUAAUUCAAUUUAUAUAUGUAUUUACAAUUUGAACAGUUUAUAUGAAGAACCUUGAGAAUGUUUACUGUUUAGUAACUUAUUUGAUUUCUGGUUACAAAUUUGGCCCGUUUUCAUGGAA